UGUCCAUAUGUCUCGGAACAACUCAUUUUACACGCCGAGGUCGAAACCGGAAGUACAAAAUUCAUUCCGGAAGCCAACUGGCCGGCCACCAACCAAUAAAUCGAACAAGACGACAAAGUCGGUCGGAUUUCGGCUGGACCACGACUGGCAGUCGGAGAAGACGCAGGGCCAAUGCCUGAACGAGAUGUUACAGCACGAGGUUCUCGCGGAUGUGGAGUUUGUCGUCGGUGGAGGGAAAAAGACAGAGGUCAUCAAGGCACAUAAGGUCAUCCUAGCCAGUCGAAGUGCGGCGUUUUUUACCAUGUUUAUGCGAGAUGAGAGGAAGGAUUGUGGACAGAUCAUCGUAGAUGAUAUAGAACCAACUGCCUUCAAAACCAUUCUGAGGUACAUAUACACGGACCAAGCGGAAGUGACGACAAAGACGGCGACGGCAUUGCUGCAUGCGGCCCGGAAAUACCAGCUUGGCGCCCUAACGAGGCUCUGCAGCCAGAAGCUGGCGGCCGGGGUCGCCACAGAUACCGUGUGCGCGUUGCUUGAACAGGCACACCACUUCCGGGACGAAGAACUGAAGAAAACCUGCUUGAACUAUAUAUACGAGAACGCCAAUGCUGUCCUUACAUCACCAGAGUUCGAGAAAAUUUGUGACCGUUGCCUAGCCACUGUGUUGGCUGCAGACGAACUGCGAGCAGACGAAUCUGUCGUCUACAAAGCCGCCGUUACCUGGGCAACGAAGGCAUGCAAGAAGCAGCGACUACCGGUGAACGGGGAUAAUUUGAAUAGGGUACUAGGAAAUAACAAGUUCCUAAUAAGAUUCCCCGUUCUUGAUAUCGAUUUCUUUUCUAAAAAUGUUGCCAAUCAAGGUCUACUUUCGAAGGACGAGACAAUAGCUGUCUUUCAAUACCUACAUAGUAGAACAUCACCUAAUGUUGCUAACUUCAUAACGAGGCGACGAGCAAUGACACGCGCCUAUCGAUUUGACAUCACUUCCGGUGCCUGGAACGUGGGAAAUUAUUACUGUGACGCAAUUCAGUUUCAGUGUUCCAAUCAGGUGGUACUAGAUGGCGUGGUAGUUUACAGUUGUUACGUCGGCGAGGCGUCUUAUGACGUCUCGGUGAGAGUUCUAAGCGAAAAACUUGAGCUCAUUAUCAAACAUGACGUAACCAUAGAAACCAUGUCUCAAGUGGAAACUUAUGACGUAUUGUUUCACAACGGAUUAACCCUUAAACCAAUGACGUGGUACACAAUAGCACUGUACAUGGACGGGCCUCAGACUAAACGAGGAGUUUGUGGGAAAUCGAUGGUUUAUUGCGAAAAAGUGCAGUUUUUCUUUAAGACGAGUAUUGUGGCACAAAACUGUACCACAGAACGCGAGGGCCAGAUACCCGGCAUUAUAUUUCACUAAACAACUUUUUUUUUAUCCUCCAUAAUGAUGCAAUGACAUGUGCAUGGACAAUGCCAGCAGCCCAGUCUGAUCUUAUACCACAUGGGCAAAUGGUCAAAUGUUGUUGUUGUUGUUGUUUUUAUAUAAAUUACUUUAAACUGUUUUUUGUCAUAUGGAAUGUAAGUAUUAUAUUAUACAUCGGAAAGGACAACCCAGUAUCAAACAUUCCCUUAUAACCUGUUCGAGGUACACCUCACGUAACAAAAAUGCAAUAAAGUGGUGUCAGUUUU
This is a messenger RNA of Mya arenaria, 1671 nucleotides long. Its product is annotated as BTB/POZ domain-containing protein 6-like. The coding region runs from base 8 to 1402 and encodes 464 amino acids. Gene Ontology annotation, molecular function: protein binding. Lineage: Eukaryota; Metazoa; Mollusca; Bivalvia; Myida; Myidae. The transcript has 5 exons. The record is from RefSeq and is a predicted model, not a curated record.